AUGGUGAAGCUUGAGAACUACAGCGGAUUGACUAAGAAACAAGAAGAUUUACUCAAAAAACACUACUGUUACGGCAGCUUUGCACUCCUAAACAUCAACCUUUCCCAAAGCGACUUCGUUUUCCACACCAGAGCCGCUGCCAAACACCCUAACACCCUGGUCCCUAUCCUUGCAUCCAGUUGGCUCCAAAUGCGUAACAACAGUUUAUCCUUAAAGUCAAAACUCCGCACUGACGGUUUAACUCACUUUAUUUUCGAAAUGUCUCCUAAAUCUAUCAUAGAAAACACCAAACUUAAAGCAGAAUGGAAGGUUUCCCAAGUAAAAGGUGUCCAAAACGCAGAACCAAGCGCAACUCUUGAGUAUUCUCAUCCUUCUGCCAAAGCAAAAUUAACCUUUGUAGAAAACCCGCUUCAGCUAAAAGGAAAUUUGACUAUUGGAAAACCUCAAUACGGAGUCGGUCUUGAUGGAAAAUUCGACCUUACUUCACAGAAACUGUCUGGGUAUAACUUCGCCUUGUGGUUCUUCAGAAAACACUCAAAAGUGGUUCUAAAACACGUUGGGACUAAUGCAGACGAGCUUGCCCUGGGAAAUGUUGAGUUGUCUUAUUAUCAGAAAUUGAGUCCUUUAGCUCAUUUUGGCUCAAAAGUGACGACCAAGCUGGCAGGAGGAGAAACUAGUAUAGAGUUCGGAGGGGAUUAUAAGUAUGAUGAAAAUACUUUAUUGAAAGGAAAAUUAAACACUGAUGGAAAGCUAGGGCUAGCAAUGUCAAGACAGCUGAAUAAAGCUAUGACAUUUACAGUGGGGUCUGAAAUCGAUACCAAAGAAGUCGCUGCGAACCGUUUCCAUGACUAUAAGCUCGGCUUCCGCUUGGAUUUUUACCAUCAAUAA
Molecule: messenger RNA, 888 nt
Organism: Blepharisma stoltei
Lineage: Eukaryota; Ciliophora; Heterotrichea; Heterotrichida; Blepharismidae
Source: the annotation of a GenBank genome assembly